CAGGACACCCACUAGGAGGCGCGCGCGCGAGGAACUCUGUGGGUGCAGAGGCGCGAUGGACGGGGAGGCCGGGGGGGCGCCGGAGGUGCACAGGUCCCCGGCUCCCAGGGACUUCCACUUCUGUCCCACGGAUCUGUAUGACUCCGAAGGCCGGCUGCGGCUCUUCCCAGAAGAACACACGCGGACGGGAAGACAAGUGCCCGCCGAAAUGACCGGCGAGCCCGGGGGGGCGGCCCCAGGUAAGGCCCAGAGCGACCUGGAGGAGGAGGUGCAGGAGCUUGUGGAUUUGUACGCGCUUGGAGGUGGUGGCGAGUGGGGCGCGGAGCUCGUGGAUGGAAGCGCGCCGCGCGUGGAGGUCUCGGAACCCCGGCUGCACCUGUCCUCGGCGGGGGCGCAGAGGGACUGGCGGCUGGGCGCCGAGGCCGAGGACCCGGGCUGCUUGGGCUGGGGCGCGGCCGGCCGGGACCUGCGGGAAGCCUACAGGUACGCGCACGGCCGGGCCAGCGAGGAGUACGAGUGCUACGUCAUCCCCGAGGAGGAGGACGAGGACGAAGCCGCCCUGGUCUUCUGUGUCACUUGCAAAGCCCCAGUAAGGGCGUGCGAGGUUUCGGAUGCGCACGGAGAGCAUGAGGUGACCCCCCUCAGCAAGGCCCUGGAAAGCGCCAAGGACGAAAUUCACAAAAACAUGUUCAAACUGGAAAAGCAGAUUAUCGAGAUGGAGAAUUUUGCAAAUCACUUGGAGGAGGUUUUCAUCACCGUGGAGGAGAACUUUGGAAGACAGGAACAAAAUUUUGAGUCACAUUUCAAUGAGAUUUUGGAAACACUUGCUCAAAAAUAUGAAGAAAAAAUACAAGCUCUCGGAGAGAAAAAGAAAGCGAAGUUGGAAGCCUUGUAUGGACAACUGGUCAGCUGUGGGGAAAACCUGGAUACUUGUAAGGAACUCAUGGAAACCAUAGAGGAGAUGUGUCACGAAGAGAAGGUCGACUUCAUAAAGGAUGCUGUGGCUAUGGCUGACAGACUGGGAAAAUUCUUGAAUACAGAAACAGACGUGGAAAUCUCUGCGCAGCCUGACUUUGAAGACCAGACCUUGGACUUCUCUGAUGUGGAGCAGCUAAUGGGCUCCAUUAACACCAUCCCAGCUCCUUCUGCUCCAGUGAUAAACCCACAGGCCCCCAACUCGGCCACGGGCUCCUCUGUCCGCGUGUGCUGGAGUUUGUACUCUGACGACACGGUGGAGAGCUAUCUGCUGUCCUACCGGCCGGUGCAGGACGGCUCGCCUGGGAAGGACCAAGCAGAGUUUACAAUGACUGUCAAAGAAACAUAUUGCUCAGUGAGAAAUCUUGUGCCAAACACCCAGUAUGAAUUUUGGGUCACAGCUCAGAACAGGGCCGGCCGCAGCCCCGCCAGUGAGCGUGCAAUGUACAUGACAGCCCCCUCCCCUCCCGUUAUAAAAAGCAAAGAGAUACGGAGCUGCGAAGAGGCUGCACUGAUCUGCUGGGAGUCUGGGAACCUGAAUCCCGUGGACUCGUACACAGUGGAGCUGACCCAGGCGGAAAGUCCUGAAGCCUCGGGAGUAACUGAGUCGGUCGUGGGCAUCCCGACCCGCGAGGCCUUGGUGCAGCUGCAGCCCAGGCAGCGCUAUACCAUCUACGUGCGAGCCCUCAGCGUGGGGGGCCCCAGUGCAAGGAGCGACCCCGUGACCGUCUGCACCACAGGCAGCUUCUUCCACCUGAACCAGCACACCUGCCAUCCCGGGCUGACCAUUUCUGAAGAUGGGUUUACGGUCGUGCGGAGCGAAAGGAAAACCCCAGCAAAGGAGCCGCUCCCUGGCAACACCCGGUUUACCAGGUGUGUUGCCGUCAUGGGGAAUCUCAUUCCAAUCCGAGGGCGCCAUUACUGGGAGGUGGAGGUGGACGAGAGGUCCCACUACACGGUGGGUGUGGCCUUUGAAGAUGUCCCUAAACAAGAGGACCUGGGAGCAAACUGCCUGUCUUGGUGCAUGAGGCACAGACUUGCAUCAUCACGGCAUAAGUAUGAGUUCCUGCACAACGGGACGACUCCAGAUAUAAGAAUAACUGUCUCCCCGAGGAAGAUCGGCAUUCUGCUAGACUAUGAAAAUUCAAAAUUGUCAUUUUUCAAUGCGGACAUUUCUCAGCAUCUGUACACGUUUAGUUGUCAGCUUCACCAAUUUGUGCAUCCCUGUUUUUCUUUGGAAAAGCCUGGGUGUCUGAAGAUACAUAAUGGCAUUUCAAUGCCAAAGCACGUCACUUUCUACUAGACCAUUCUGAUGCCAGCU
Messenger RNA from Lynx canadensis (Canada lynx), 2296 nucleotides. It is a transcript of the gene FSD2, whose product is annotated as fibronectin type III and SPRY domain containing 2. Bases 56 to 2278 code for a protein of 740 amino acids. Gene Ontology annotation, molecular function: protein binding. The transcript is spliced from 12 exons. Lineage: Eukaryota; Metazoa; Chordata; Mammalia; Carnivora; Felidae. The record is from RefSeq and is a predicted model, not a curated record.